AACAAACAUGGCAGCCUCCUGGAUAACAGAAGCUUAUCACUGAGAAUAACAAUCCGAAACAAGCUUUUUUCUCCUGCCAUAUUAUUUACUUGAUUUAAUUAAAGUAAAUAGAAGUAAUACAAUGAUUUAAAUGUUACUGGGUUAACUAAGACAAUGGGCACUCUGAAAGAUAACAAAGAUGUAGCCUGCUAUUUUAUUACAAAGCAUUCCUGGAAGGGAAAAUACAAAAGAAUUUUCUCAGUUGGCACGCAUGGCAUCACCACCUACAAUCCUGCAACUUUUGAAGUCACAAAUCAGUGGGCCUAUAAUGAAUUUAUCAGCAUUGUCCCUAACACCAAAGCAGUCAACAAUCAGGAGUUUAUCAUCUCAAUGAAAAAGGGGGCAAAAAAAACUGACUCUAUGAAAUUUUCUACAGACCACAGAGCUGAUCUUCUCACUGAGGCUCUGAGAUACAGAGAGCAGUUUGCAGAUCCUAACAACUUCACUGCUCGUCGUUUUAAUUGCUUUAAGCAUCAUUGGUCAGAAAAUAGAGUAGCAGUUCUAUUAGAGGUUAAUCAAGGCUCACUAGACCAGGUUGAUCCAUCUAGCAAGAAAAAACUCUGCUCAUAUGAUUAUAAGGACAUUGAAGGUCUGCAGCUGUUAUCAGAUUAUCCUGGAGGAGUGGCCAUUAUCUAUGGAGGCUUCAGCAGGCUGCACCUGUUUGCGCUAGAGCAAAGAGAUGAAUUAUGUAAAGCAAUAUCGGAAGCAGGUGCAGCAUAUGUCGGAGUUUUCAUAAGGACUAGGAAAGAAACAAUGACUUUAGAACAAUUUCAGAUGCAGAGGUUAGGAAAAUACAGCACUGAUGAAGCUGUUACAUCCUAUGCGGAAUUCACAGUCCAGAAAGUGUCUGUUAGACAUACAGACAGUGUGAGGCGCACAUUAUGCCUAACUGAGACUUGUCUGGUGGAGCGAGAUCCAGCCACUUAUAAUAUUUGCACGUGUAAACCUUUGUGUGAUGUUUUUGCAAUAAAUAGAGAUGCGGAGAAUCCACAGAAGUUCAGCGUUGAAUAUGUUAAGGGGGCCAUCAGGAUAUAUCUUUCCACAGACAGAGAUUCUCUGAUUGCCUCUGUUUUGGAUGGUGUGCGAGCUUCUGGAAACAGGGAUGUUUGUGUCAAAAUGCAUAACACUCCACGGGGAUAUCGUCUAGGGCCUUUCACAGUGCCAGUAGAUGAAGAGGUAGAAGCCACCCAUCUCAAGUCCUUGCAAUCACUUCCAGGUGGCAUAAGCUUCAAUGAAGCCGUGUUCCGAUUUAAUGCUAAUAUUUCCUACAGUGGCUUGUUGCAUGCAGUAACAGCUGAGGGUCUGUUUGCCCAAAACAAAGAGAAGCUGAUAAACCUUGCGCUACAAGCAUUGAUUGAGAGAGAAGGUGAUCAAGAGAAAGUCAGCAAUGAAUGUCUAGAGGCCCAGUUCCAUGCCUUAAGGAGACUUGUGGCCUCUAAAGCAGGCUACCAGGGUUUUACAGAGAUUCCAAAAAUGAGAGAGAAGGUUGGAUUAAAGGUGAUCAAGGCUUUGAAGAGAAAAGAUGAUGCAAUCACACAUGCAGCCAUUGACAUGCUCUGUGCUCUAAUGCAGCCCAUGCAUGACAACUAUGACCUAAGGCAGGAACAGCUCAAUAAAACAUCACUCAUGUCUUCUAGGAAGUUUCUGGAAAGUUUGUUAGAAAUGUUUAAUGACCAUGUGGUCCACAACACUGGAGCUCUAGUCAUUGCAGCCAUGUUGGACUUUUUGACCUUUGCCCUGUGUGCACCUUACAGUGAGACAACAGAUGGCAGCCAAUUUGAUUCUUUGUUAGAAAUGGUUGCAGCCAAUGGCAGAGUUGUUUUCAAAUUGUUUCAGCACCCAUCAAUGGCUAUUGUAAAAGGUGCAGGCUUAGUUAUGAAAGCCAUUAUUGAGGAAGGAGAUGCUGAGAUUGCAGCUAAAAUGCAAGACCUGGCUUUAUCAGAAGGCGCUUUGCCAAAACAUUUGCACACUGCCAUGUUCACACAGAGCACAGACAGUAGGAUGCUUACCAAUAGGCAGCUGAGUCGUCAUUUAGUUGGGUUAUGGGUCACUGGUCAUCCAACAGCCAUGGGACUUUUAAAACGAAUUUUGCCCACAGGUCUGAUGACCUAUCUUGACUCCACUGAUGAUGUCCCAGUUUCUGAGACUGACCGCCUACAUAUACGGGAUAAUGUCAAGCUAGCUCAGGACCAUUUUAACAAGAAUAAACGUAACCAACAGCUCCUUCUGCUUGAAAAAAAAAUUGAUAACUUGCUCCAGCACUGGAGAUCCCGCAUAGGUCUUGAUAAUAAACAGCAGCAAAAUGAAAAGCCAAUAGUGCUGAGAAAAAGAAGACAAAGGAUCAAAAGUGAAGCCAAUUGGCCCUUAUUUUACUACUACUUUAAUCAGGAUCAUUCCAAGCCCAACUUGAUAUGGAACUAUAAGACUAGAGAAGAAUUGCGUGAGAGUUUAGAGAAUGAAAUGAGAGCCUUCAGUGUGGAUAAAGAAUUGGGUGCCACCUUUAUUGUAGGCUGGAACCACACAGAGUUUGAGGUGCCAUACCACUGUCUAGCUGAUGAAAUCAAAAUAGGUGACUACUACCUAAGGCUGCUGCUUGAAGAAGAUGACGAUGAAGCUUCAGAAGAAACCAGUGCUAUCAAAAAGUCAUACGAGUUUUUCAAUGACCUUUACCAUCGUUUCCUGCUGACCCCCAAAAUUCCAAUGAAGUGUAUGUGCCUGCAAGCUAUGGCUAUAGUCUAUGGCAGAUGUCAUGAGGAGAUUGGUGCUUUCAAUGAUACCAGAUACAUAGUUGGCAUGUUGGACAGGUGCACGGACAAGCUAGAACGUGAUCGUCUGAUUCUCUUCCUCAACAAACUCAUCCUGGACCAAAGAAAUGUCAAAGAACUUAUGGAUGCCAAUGGUGUGAAAACUUUAGUGGACCUCUUGACCAUUGCCCACCUGCACACAACAAGAGCAACUGUCCCGUUACAGACCAAUGUGAUAGAGGCAGCACCUGACAUGGAGAGAGAAAGUGAGAGAGAAUGGUACUAUGGCAACAAAGAGAAAGAAAGACUGGGACCUUUUAGUUACACUGAGAUGAAAAACUUGUAUGAAGAAGGAACUGUCCAUGCAAAGACCAGAUGCUGGGCUCAAGGAAUGGAUGGCUGGAAACCAUUGCAGUCUGUCCCCCAACUCAAGUGGAUGUUGCUAGCCAGCAGUCAGCCUGUCAUGAAUGAAACUGACAUGGCCACACUUGUACUCAACAUGCUCAUCAAAAUGACAGAAUACUACCCUAGUCGUGACUCUGAUGGUGCCAUCAUUCGUCCCUUGCCUAGGAUCAAAAGGAUCCUAUCUGAUGCCACUUGUCUGCCUCACAUUGUGCAGUUGUUGCUAACCUUUGACCCAGUCUUAGUGGAGAAGGUUGCAACUUUGUUGUUCCUGGUGAUGCAAGAUAAUCCCGGCAUCUCACGCCUCUACCUGUCAGGUGUCUUUUUCUUUAUCAUGAUGUACACAGGCUCCAAUGUCUUACCAGUGGCUCGCUUUCUCAAGUACACACACCUGAAACAGGCAUUCAGAUCAGAGGAGAACACGUCCUCAGACAUCCUCUCCCGCAGUGUACUGGGCCCCAUCCUACCUGAGGCCAUGGUGUGUUACCUGGAGAACUACUCAGCUGAGAAAUUUGCUCAAAUUUUCCUUGGAGAGUUUGAUACACCAGAGGCUAUCUGGAAUAAUGAGAUGAGGCGCAUGAUGAUCGAGAAGAUUGCAUCUCACCUUGCAGAUUUCUCUCCUCGACUACAAAGCAACACAAGAGCACUGUAUCAGUAUUGCCCCAUUCCCUCCAUCAACUACCCACAGCUAAGCAAUGAACUGUUCUGUAAUAUUUACUAUCUCAAGCAUCUUUGUGACACAACACGUUUUCCUGACUGGCCAAUCAAGGAUCCUAUUCGUUUGUUGAAAGAUAUACUGGAGGCAUGGAAGAAAGAGGUUGAGAAAAAACCCCCCACCAUGUCAUUAGAUGAAGCAUACAAAGUUCUGAACCUUUCUAAGGGCACAGGAGGGCAUGAUGAAUCAAAGAUUCGUAAAGCCUACUUUAAGAUGGCACGUGACUACCAUCCUGAUAAAAAUCCUGAAGGAAGAGAAAUGUUUGAGCAAGUGAACAAAGCUUAUGAGUUCCUGUGCAGCAAAACAAAAGUCAAAGAUGGACCUGACCCACAGAACAUUGUACUCAUUUUAAAGGCUCAAAGCAUUCUCUUCAGCCGUUACAAAGAUGAGCUCCAGCCAUACAAGUAUGCCGGCUACCCAAUGUUAAUCAAGACCAUCAGGAUGGAGACCAAUGAUGACCAGCUGUUCAGCAAAUCUGCUCCUCUUCUCUCUGCAGCCUCUGAACUAGCCUUUCACACUGUCAAUUGUUCAGCCCUUAAUGCUGAGGAGUUACGCAGAGAAAACGGCAUCCAAGUACUACAAGAUGCUUUCUCUAGAUGUGUAAAUGUUCUCAAUCAGUCAAGUAAACAAGAAGAGACAGCAGUCAAUGUGUGUACAUACAUUGCUAAAUGCUAUGCUGUGUCUGCACAAUUUGAAGGAUGUAGAGAAAAAAUUCAAGAGUGCUCUGCUAUAAUCAAAGACCUUUGUCGUAUUUUAUACUACAAGAACCUUCCAAAAUUGUGUGCAGUUGUGUGUGAGUGUAUCAGUGCAUUUUGUGUGGAUUUUUGGCUCCAGACAAACCUGUUCCAGGCAGGUGUCUUAUGGCACCUGCUCCUGUACCUGUUCAACUAUGAUUACACACUAGAAGAAGGGGGGGUGGAGAAAAGUCAGGAAAGUAAUCAACAGGAAGUGGCUAACUACCUAGCUAAGAUGAGUGUAAUUGCAUGUGGGAGACUUGCAGGAUUCUUCAGUAAUGAAAGUGAGCUGAGCACUCCAGACAAUCCAUCAGUGAAGAAGUCCUUAUAUUCACUUCUGACCCCGUACCUGGCCAGAAAACUGUCCAAUGAAAGUCCUGUUGAAUGUGGUGCAGGCAGUAGGGCUGAGUGGCUGUUGAAAAUUUUAAACAGCAAUACAGAAAAUCCAUACCUGAUGUGGGACAAUGGUACAAGAGCACAGCUAUGUGAAUACCUUGGUGACCAACAGCAAAAUAUUAUCAAAACUGGUGAGUGUGAUCCCAGCUAUGGAGCCACCUUUGUUUUUGAAAUACACAGCAAAGAACUGAUAGUUGGAGAGAUAUUUGUCAGGAUCUUCAAUGAACAACCUACUUUUGUUCUUGAGAAUCCCAAGGGCUUUACCAUAGAUCUACUGGACUUUCUAGGGUCACAAGCUCAGUAUCUCCAUUCUCUACUGAUGCUGCAACAACAACAGCUAGCCAGCCCGUCAACUGACCAUUUAACUAGACUUGCUCAGAUAGAGAUGGCUCUUGAGGCUUUGAGAAACAUCAUUAAGGCCAGUCCAGGUGUAGAAAUCCAAUGUAUCGGCCACUUUAAACUGUUGUUUGCUCUGCUACGGAUGGAGGAGUUUUCUAGACUACAACAGUUCACUAUAGAGGUAAUCAAUUGUGUCACAGCCAACCAAGAAUGUGUCAAAGAUAUUGCAGCAUCUGAGGUGCUUGGCUACCUACUCUUUUCAUUACAAAGUGUUCCAUCCUGUCGUCUUCUAACAUUAGACAGCCUGUUUGCUCUCAUGUCCAACACUAAAAUUGUCAAGGAAGCCAUGACCAAAGGUUGCCUGAUCUACCUGCUUGACCUUUUCUGCAACUCCACCAACCCAGCUGUGAGAGAGAAAACAGCCGAGCUGUUUGCAAAAAUGUUGUCUGACAAGUUGGUUGGGCCAAAAGUCAGGAUUUUGCUGGCCAAGUUUUUGCCUUCCAUUUUCAUGGACGCCAUGAGAGAUUCACCUGAAGCCGCAGUUCAUAUGUUUGAAGGUUCUCAUGAAAAUCCAGAGCUCAUAUGGAAUGAUGACGCCAGAGAAAAAGUUUGUAACACAGUGAAAAAUUUAAGGCAAAAACACUACCAAUCCCAGAAGGAAGAUGCCAAUGCUAAAUGGAGCAUGCGUGAGGAUGACGAGGUGGUUUACUCUGACAUCCAAGGGGAACUGGUAGUGGGGGGUGUCUUCCUGCGCCUCUUCAUCUCCAACCCUGCCUGGGUACUCAGGAGGCCAAAAGAGUUUUUGACAGAACUCCUGGAACACUGGACCAAAGUCACUGCUAACCCUAACCCUGAUGGAGAAAUGCUGGAGACUCUAACCACGGCCAUCGUGUGUUUAUUUCAAGCCCAGUCAGCCCUACUGGACCAAGUGCCCUCCCUGGGGUACAUCCCCCGCGUGUUUGCAGCCAUGAACUCAAAGAACAAUGCCAUACCUAAGUCAGCAGUACAAGUGUGCCACCAGCUGGCUUACAAUGAGCUGUGCAUUAGGAGUAUGACUAGCAUUGAUUGCAUUGGGCCAAUCAAGGGUGCCAUGAGAGCAAGGAAAGAUGCCAUUGGACUCGCUGCUGAGGCCUUGUCCAAGAUGUUUGACAAGGGGGAAGAUGAGUUGGUUCAGCAGGCACUAACAGCUGAACUGAUUCCCUAUUUACUGAAGCUGCUGGAGGGUGGUCUAGAAGCCAUGGAGAACCCUGCCUCCACCAAAGCUCAAAUUGUCAGAGCUUUGAAGUCUAUGCAGAGAAGUUUGGCCCAUGGAGAAAAGGUGACUGACUUAUUAGAUAAAUCACCCAUCUGGAAAGAUUACAAAGACCAAAGGCAUGACCUUUUUAUUACAGACACAAAUAUUGCAGGCUAUCUUACAGGCCCUACAGGCCCAAGUGUGGCAGGCUAUCUGACGGCUGGAACCAUGAGAUCAACCAUGCCAGAUGUUCCACCUCCAAUAGACCAUGAACACCAGGAAGAAAAUCCAAGGUCCUCUUCUUUCACCUAAUGUACUCUCCAAUAGCACAUAGGAUAUAUUUGCUCCUGAAUUACAGCAGGAUUUGGAUCAGUUUGCUUCUUGUCUGUAGAUGUUACCACUCUAAAACAAAUGUUGGAGUUGUACAGCAUUUUGUCACAUCUUGUCUUUCCAAAGUUUAAUGCUGGUCAGCAUUUCUUGUUGACCUUAUAAUUAGUCAAUAAUUUAUGUCCACAUUUUUCCAAAAUUUCCUUUUUUUUUUUUUGAGUACUUGGUAGUACCAAAGUACCUGGUAGAGCUAAAUACUGAGUACUACUCAAGUAUUUUGUGAAGCUAUUAUUUCCCAAAUUAUUUUUAAUAUUGUUUUUCACUGAACAAAAGUACUCUGAUUAAGUUAAUUUUAUUAUAUAAUUGCUGUCUUGCUGAUACUUUAUUUUUUAUCUAUUCUGUCAAGCUGAUACAUAGUUUUUUAUCUUCUCUAGUUUUCUUUCUUCUGCUAAUUUUUUUUUUCCUUACCUGACUACGUGAUAAUGUUUUAUGAGAAGUUUCCAUGUGUAAACUGUGGAAUGUUUUCUUCAGAAGGCAAUAUUUGAAUUGAUGUCACCCUUCAUGGUCUCUCCAGUCAGCCUUUAAAUAGAAUUUAUUCACGAUGUCAAUUUUGACUAUUUGCAUGGCUACUUUUAAGUUAUAGAGAUUGUUCUACGAAUGAAUAAAAAACAAAAGAGAUUUUAGUGAAUUCAUAUUUGUAUUGAUCAAACUAUGUUUUAUGGCUGUGGUUUCUGAGGUUUUGUAGUUGGGUUGGUUGGAUCAAAUAGCUGAGAGUAACAUUUUGGGCUAGGGCUAUAAGUUUAGAAUUUUGUUUAAUUUACUUUGAAACUUGGCAUAGAACACCAUUGGCCACAGCUAGCCAGAUGACCAUUGGCCACAGCUAGCCAGAUGACCAUUAGCCACAGCUAGCCAGAUGACCAUUAGCCACAGCUAGCCCGAUGACCAUUGGCCACAGCUAGCCAGAUGACCAUUAGCCACAGCUAGCCAGAUGACCAUUAGCCACAGCUAGCCAGAUGACAAUUAGCCACAGCUUAAUAUUUAACCCUAGCCCCUCAUGUCCAGCCUACCCAUGUUAAUUACUGAGGGCUCAAUAUAUCUUUAUAAUAAUCUGUGUUUACUUCUUAGAGCCGAAAGGUCACAUUUUUAUUAAAUGUCUAGUUAAUUUGUUUGUGGUUGGUAUACAACAUGUAAUGAGUUAAUUUGCAAGUGGCUGUUAAUGUUGAGAUGUAUCACAUUUGACUUCUGGUACAUAGCCCAACUUGGACUGAAUGUUAGCUAUUUUUUAGAUAUGAAUAAUGUUGAAACAUUUUUACAUUCAAGCGCAAGCCAUUCUUCAGGUGACCAAAUCUAUUGAGGCCACAACCACAGUUUAUCUUAUGCUUCUUGCGUACAAGUGUGUAAAAAUAGUUUUAUCUGUCAUUUCUUCUUAUUUCAUUGACAUGAUUCUUGUUUGACUUUUGUGUACUAUUCACUAAUGUUUUUAUAAAAUGCUAUGAAAUUGUGUUAAUCAUUCAAUACUGUUCUGUUGGCUGUAAAAAAAAAUUAUAUCUACUAUAAUGACAUAAAAAUGUUUGAUAAUUAAAUGUAUAAUAAAUGCUCUACUAAUU
Messenger RNA from Physella acuta, 8537 nucleotides. Its product is annotated as dnaJ homolog subfamily C member 13. Gene Ontology annotation, cellular component: endosome membrane. Lineage: Eukaryota; Metazoa; Mollusca; Gastropoda; Physidae. The record is from RefSeq and is a predicted model, not a curated record. Gene Ontology annotation, biological process: regulation of early endosome to late endosome transport; receptor-mediated endocytosis; endosome organization.